Molecule: messenger RNA, 1545 nt
Organism: Panthera uncia (snow leopard)
Lineage: Eukaryota; Metazoa; Chordata; Mammalia; Carnivora; Felidae
Gene: ZIC2
Product: Zic family member 2
Exons: 3
Coding region: 1-1443 (480 amino acids)
Biological process (GO): central nervous system development; regulation of transcription by RNA polymerase II
Cellular component (GO): nucleus
Molecular function (GO): DNA-binding transcription factor activity, RNA polymerase II-specific; RNA polymerase II cis-regulatory region sequence-specific DNA binding
Source: RefSeq, a predicted model, not a curated record
AUGCUCCUGGACGCGGGGCCGCAGUUCCCGGCCAUCGGGGUGGGUAGCUUCGCGCGCCACCAUCACCAUUCGGCCGCGGCGGCCGCGGCGGCUGCUGCCGAGAUGCAGGACCGCGAACUGAGCCUGGCCGCGGCGCAGAACGGCUUCGUGGACUCGGCGGCCGCGCACAUGGGCGCCUUCAAGCUCAACCCAGGCGCGCACGAGCUGUCCCCCGGCCAGAGUUCGGCGUUCACGUCGCAGGGCCCCGGCGCCUACCCCGGCUCUGCCGCGGCUGCCGCCGCCGCCGCCGCGCUCGGGCCCCAUGCAGCGCACGUCGGCUCCUACUCUGGGCCGCCUUUCAACUCCACCCGGGACUUCCUGUUCCGCAGCCGCGGCUUCGGGGACUCGGCGCCGGGCGGCGGACAGCAUGGGCUGUUUGGGCCAGGAGCCGGCGGCCUGCACCAUGCGCACUCGGACGCGCAGGGUCACCUCCUCUUCCCUGGCCUCCCGGAGCAGCACGGGCCGCACGGCUCUCAGAAUGUGCUCAACGGGCAGAUGCGCCUGGGGCUGCCGGGCGAGGUAUUCGGGCGCUCGGAGCAGUACCGCCAGGUGGCCAGCCCGCGGACCGACCCCUACUCAGCGGCGCAGCUCCACAACCAGUACGGCCCCAUGAAUAUGAACAUGGGUAUGAACAUGGCAGCGGCCGCGGCCCAUCACCACCACCACCACCACCACCCUGGUGCCUUUUUCCGCUACAUGCGGCAGCAGUGCAUCAAGCAGGAGCUCAUCUGCAAGUGGAUCGACCCGGAGCAGCUGAGCAACCCCAAGAAGAGCUGCAACAAAACUUUCAGCACCAUGCACGAGCUGGUGACCCACGUUUCCGUGGAGCACGUCGGCGGCCCGGAACAGAGCAACCACGUCUGCUUCUGGGAGGAGUGUCCGCGCGAGGGCAAACCCUUCAAGGCCAAAUACAAACUGGUCAACCACAUCCGCGUGCACACAGGCGAGAAACCCUUCCCCUGCCCCUUCCCGGGCUGCGGCAAGGUCUUCGCGCGCUCCGAGAACCUCAAGAUCCACAAAAGGACCCACACAGGUAACUGCGGGCCGGGACAGGGAUGGGGCGCGGAGAGGAGAGAGGCUGUGGUUGGUUGGCUGGGGGAAACGCGCCGACCGCCAGCCCCUGCUCUCGGAUGGGAGGUGUUUUUGUGUCCCAGCCAAAAUCGUGCCAGACGAUUUCCUAAAAGAAAGCCAAAUGUUUUAGCAACUUCCCCCGUCAAUAUUUACUCCAAAGUGGGGAUGCGCCAGCGGCCUAUUGUUCUCUUCCGGGAAGGGAGGGAGCCGAGCGGCGGCGGGGGCGGCGGCGGGGCGGGCGGCGGGGGCGGCGGCGGCAGCGGCGGCGGGGGCAGCGGGACAGCCGGGGGCCACAGCGGCCUCUCCUCCAACUUCAAUGAAUGGUACGUGUGAGAGCCCGGGGCCUCUCUUCCUCUCCCGGUCCCCGCCCUGGCGCAGCCCUCCCUGUGGCGAGCGCUGAGGGCACCCUGUGAUGUGUUGUUAAAAUUAUGAAUC